This is a messenger RNA of Tetrahymena thermophila SB210, 516 nucleotides long. Its product is annotated as variant specific surface protein S2, putative. The transcript has 2 exons. Lineage: Eukaryota; Ciliophora; Oligohymenophorea; Hymenostomatida; Tetrahymenidae. The record is from RefSeq and is a predicted model, not a curated record.
AUGUGUGAGGAAUGCAGUCCUGGCUGCAAAAAUUGUGAAAGUGAUAACUUUUGUUCUUAAUGUUAAUCUGGUUAUUAUAUAGAAAACAAUAUUUGUAAUGAAUGCCUUCCUAAUUGCCAAAAUUGUAAUAAUAAAAUCACUUGUGAAUUAUGUUAAUCAGGUUACCAUAUUCAUGAGUAAACAAACUAAUGUGUUAUUUGCUCAUAAUAAUUAGGAUAUUAUAUUUCUGGAAAAUAUUGUAAGUAAUGUAAUGUAGCUUGUAAAGAAUGCUCAGGACCUACUGAUUUAGAUUGUACUAUAUGUAACUAAUUUUAUUUCUAAAUUGAUACAACUACAAAGCGUUGCUAAACUUGUCCAAAUAAUGCAUAUUUAAACUCCUCUAACUUUAAGUUAUAGUAUGCUUACUAAGGAUUAAAGCUAAUAUUCCAAUUAAAAUUAUUGCUUAGUAUGCAGUUGUUAGUAAUGCGAAAGUGGAUACAUAUUAUUUAAUUAAAAAUAAUGUACACAGAGCUGUGA